Amoebophrya sp. A25 is the source of this 1463-nucleotide messenger RNA. NCBI's taxonomy places the organism in Eukaryota, Dinophyceae, Syndiniales, Amoebophryaceae. The record is from the annotation of a GenBank genome assembly.
GCUGCACAGAAGGAAUGAGUGAAUGAAUCGAAACUACUUAUAUAGUGGAGAUUAUUCAUGCACGAGAGGUUUUUUCCCGGACCCGGUGCAGUCAAGUAGCCCUUCGUCUAAUUUUCUGAACCUACGUGCUCAUCUGAUUAAGACCGUAAAGGACAUACCUGGCCGUCGUGUCAUGUCGAUGCUAUUGUCGAAGCGUAUGCGGGUGAUGCGAAAUUUGUACAAUUAAGGACCUGUUUCUAUUUCAUCUAAAUGUCCCUUGUACCUGUUUCUAUUUCAUCUAAAUGUCCCUGAUGGUUCACCAAUUCUUCCAUGGUAAGCAAGUAGUGUGUACUACGACUACUAUUUCUAGUACAGCACUCCUACCAUUUCAAGUACCACAUCAAAUACUAGUGGAAGCAUUUGUUUAAGUACGUCUACGCCGAGCCCGAAUUAAACCAUCCCCCUUCAUUUCUCGACCGAUUUUCUCUUGUACAAGCAUGUGUGUGAGGAACUUGGCUUACGUAUGGUUCGUUUCGCAGUACCUGAGUUUCGAGACCCAAGUAAAAUGGUAUCACCGAUGGCAGUAGAUGGAGACAAGAUGAAAUGGCUCAUUAGACAGAAACUCUACAAAAAGAAGAACAUGCCAAUGAUGUUUAUGGACGCGACACGAACUUUCACUGGUCGCCGCGCCUCAACACUCGUGCGACACACGAGGCACCCUUUGGAACCAGUACCCGAAGACCACGGGAAGCCGAAAGCGACAGUGCAACAACUUUUAUGACCAUAUUAAAUAAUUAGAAAAAGCUUUGUUUUACUGUUGGCCUUGGCUCUUGGCAAGAUUCAUCACCUUCUAAUCCAAAGUCCUCAUUUUCCCUAUGGAGUUCGUGCUGACCGCGUCAGAGGUGAGCAGGUGGUCCAUAACCCAACGGCACCCGGUCCAGGAUACUGUGUUGGGAGAAUGAAGUAGCGAUGAAGGGAGUGAUUUUGGAUGAUUAUGGACCUAUGAGUUGAGUGAUUUUCAACCUAGUCAGUAAAGGCAUAUUGAAGGAGCUCGCUACGAUUACAAGAACAAACUUCGGAACUACUAGAAAAUCUUGAUAUUUAGGAUUUUCAUCACUCAGAUGAUGUUGAUGUGCUGUACCUUUGACUUUCAUUCAGAAUACAGGCAACGAACCGCAUUUAGUACAUGAUGCAAGAGGUGGUGCUAGCUUCACGCAUCGAUCUCAACAGAAGACUUUGCGAGACCGCGGUCGAACCCCCUCGGCAUUGUCCUAGUCGAGGAUCGUAAACGAUAUGUUUCAAUCAUCCUGCACUCAUCAAGAUGAAUCAUCAGCAUGAACUCGGUCACGAUCCAAUAUCAAGAGCGUAUUGUAUGAUCGGUCUCUGUCUUGUCACUGCAGAUCUCUGUGUCCUCAAUACUUUCACUUAUAGCUUUUUCCCAUAACGAUGCACGAACCAUCUACUACUUCAAGCACUUAUGUCGA